Eriocheir sinensis (Chinese mitten crab) is the source of this 3960-nucleotide messenger RNA. RefSeq names its product G2/mitotic-specific cyclin-B-like. Bases 215 to 1477 code for a protein of 420 amino acids. The record is from RefSeq and is a predicted model, not a curated record. NCBI's taxonomy places the organism in Eukaryota, Metazoa, Arthropoda, Malacostraca, Decapoda, Varunidae. Gene Ontology annotation, cellular component: nucleus; cyclin-dependent protein kinase holoenzyme complex; cytoplasm. The transcript has 8 exons. Gene Ontology annotation, biological process: regulation of cyclin-dependent protein serine/threonine kinase activity; mitotic cell cycle phase transition. Gene Ontology annotation, molecular function: cyclin-dependent protein serine/threonine kinase regulator activity.
UGCUUUCAUUUCCAUUUGAUAACUGUAAAUGGCUCCUGGUAGUGUCUCCCCCCCGGCCGCCAGGGGGGAGGGCCGGUGGUGUGGUGGCCAAUGAGCGGCGCCGCGGCGUUCAAAGCUUCCCAGGCCUGGCGCGGGACGGACCCCUCAGUGUUACCCUCAUUGUACAGUGUGCACGCCUCCAUUAACCAACGACUACCACCCCACCUUCUUCGCCAUGGCUCUGAGGGCAAGACAGCUUAACAAGAUGACGGACCAGAGCAUUGGGCCGCGCAAGGUGGAGGCCAAAGUGUACCAGGGCCCCACCUUGCACCGCACGGCCCUUGGGGAGAUGAGCAACAGCAACCUGUCACGCAUCAGCCUCAGGGGGUCUAAGGCCAUGGAACUGCUGAAGAAACAGACACAGCAGCCACAACCACCCCCAGCACCAGCACCAGACUGUGGGGACCCUUCACAGCUCAAGGGCCUGUCCAGGGCGUCCUCACUCUCCUUCAAGAGAUACAAUGGUAAGGAAAACAUUCAGCCCAAACCAGUACUGGAGAAGGUGAAGGAGGUGAACAAGAAGGAGGAGGAUGUGGUAGAGGAGAUGGAGGUGGAGGAGCUGGCCGUCGCAUUCUCCACCCAGAGGCUCAACGUGGAGGACAUCGACUCCCAGGAUGCCGACAACCCCCAGCUGGUGUCGGAGUAUGUGUGUGACAUCUACAAAUACCUCAGGACUUUAGAGGACAAUUCACCAGUCCAGCAACAGUACCUCGAGGGCCAGAUCAUUACCCACAAGAUGCGUGCCAUCCUCGUCGACUGGCUGGUGCAGGUCCAUCACCGCUUCACCCUCAUGCAGGAGACGCUCUACCUCACAGUGGGCAUCCUCGACAGAUACCUCCAGGUCGUGAGGAACACCCCCCGCAACAUGCUGCAGCUGGUGGGGGUGACGGCCAUGUUCAUCGCCUGCAAGUUUGAGGAGAUGUACUGCACUGACGUGGGCGACCUGUCCUUGAUCACCGACAAGGCCUACACCAAGCGGGAGAUCCUCGCCAUGGAGGUCAAGAUGCUGAAGGCGCUCAAGUUCAACAUCUCCUUCCCUCUGCCGCUGCACUUCCUUAGGCGGAACAGCAAGGCCGGCUUGGUGGACUCCAGGCACCACACACUAGCCAAGUACCUGAUGGAGCUGUGUCUGCCGGAAUACUCCAUGUGUCACUUCAAGGCGUCCAUCCUCGCUGCUGCUGCUCUCUGCCUCACACUCAAGCUGCUGGAUGGAGGAGAGUGGAAUGACACGCUGAUUUUCCACUCAAGCUACACGGAAGAGCAGCUGAUGCCCGUCAUGUGCAAGAUUGCCACCAUCGUUGUCAAGAGCCAUCACUCAAAACAACAGGCGGUGAGGCAGAAGUACGACUCGGCCAAGUUAAUGAAGAUCAGCAAGAUUCCGCAGCUGAAGUCUGACCUGAUAUCCAAGCUGGCCGAGAGAAGCGCCUCUUUCUCGUGAGUGUCCUGCGCGCCCUCGGAUGGACCCCCUGGCUCGCUUUGUAAAUACUAGUCUGUAGAGAAACCUGAUUUAUUUUGUACCUUCCUUGUGAUCUGUAUUAUAUAAUGAAGAUAAUGAUAUUCUUUUUGCGCUGUAUGCCAUAUAUAUAUUCUGUACUGAGGGUGGGUUUGCCGGUUCUUGCACACUCCUCCAGUUUUCUAGUUCUUGUUUCAGGGAAAUUUACGAUGGAAAAUAUGACGGAGGUAUAAAAGUUUUCAAAGUAAAGAUUAAUUUUUCUUUUAUUGAUUUUUUUAAUAACUUACUUACCUCUACUCAGUUUUCCAUAGGAGUAGUUUCCCUGAUGUGAGCACAGAUUGAAAGGGUGUGUGCAAUACUGUAAAAAUACCCACCCUUCUCGGGACUUGUUCUAUAGGUAUGUAUAAUAACUUAAGUGAGGCACUGUGAUCUUUUUUCACCGAUCAAAGCAUUGCUGCAUCUUCAUAUUUUACCAUCAGACAGGAAAGGAAAGAUUGGUAGCAGCAGUUCUCGGAGUAGCCAUACAAGAAGGUAGUGUUUUGUAUGGACUGGUUAUCUGUUUUUAUACUUUUUAAUCCAUAACUUCUUGUAUCCCGUUGGGGAGUUCUUUUUACAAGCUUUAGCAACAGUGUGUGACAGAGGGCAAGUGUGGGGGACUGGAGGCAUUAAUUUCCCCUGUGUUAUAAAUCAGAGUUAGAGAAUAGAAGAGUGUGACCAACUUCAUCACAGCUGCCAUGUUGUUAUCAGAAGAACCCUUAGUGAUGGACAUACAGUAGUGUUUUUUGUGCUUUUGGUACUUCUUCGAGAUUCCAACUAUACAUAGAGCACAAGAAAAGUAUUAUUGGAUUAGCAUCAGUCUGAAUUUCAUGUAGCUCUUUUUGUAACAAUGUGUUGCCUGUUAUGAAAGUGGCCAAAGUCUCCUGUUCUAUGGCUCUGGUAUGAAGUUCCUUGCUUGUCCUCACACUCUAAACAUACUUUUUAACAAUGGAUCUGUGAGUAGUCUUGUAGCAUCAACAGUACGCUCAUGGGAUUAGGGAAGGUUUGCCAGAAUAGUUUAUCUCUUUAGGGGGUAACUUAACUCUCCUGUCUUGGUCUUCAUCCAACCUUUACUUUUUACUUCUUAUAGUGUUAACUCUCCUCUAAAGUUCUUAACACAGACUGUCCAUCUCUUCCUGGGUCUUCCUACUGUCCUCCUUCCUCUAGAUUGCCAUAACUUGUAUAUCCAUGGUCAUUAUCUGUUAGUUCAUUGACUUUCAUUUAUGUACUUCAGAUAAUUAAGGUCUUCAUGCAUCUUUUACUCUUUUUUUCUUUGAGUGUUCUUUUUUACACAGUCUAUCCACUUCCUCCUGGGUCUUCCUAUUGGCCUCCUUCCUCUAGGUUGCCAUGAUAUGUAUGUCCAUCUGUUGGUUUAUUUGGACGUUCAUUUAUAUACUUCAGAUAAAUCCUCUAGGGUAGUUAUUGCCUUAACAUGAAUGCUGUUUGGAAGUGCAUGAGGAAAUAAGUGGACUUGCUCUGUGUUGUAAUGUCUGGCUAAUGUUCUUCACAUGCAAAUGUUAGAAGAAUUCGGACCAGAAGUUAUAUUAUUUUUAUAUUUUUUUACGUCAAAGGAAAUAGCUCAAGGGCAAUAAACAGAAUCAGAGCCCGUUAAUCGCUGCUCCUGCAAAACCAAACAAAGGAGUGGCCAGAAGAGAGGUCAGUGGUUGGUUGGUAUGGUUGGUUAGACAAGUAUCCAUGCAUGAGUUCGAUUUUUAGUUCGCUUUUUUAAAGACGAUAUUGUACAUUUUACAUCCCUCAGUACCUCAGGGUGUGUUGGACCAUUUGUACUCAUCAGUUAGAGUAGUAUAAAAAAAAAGUUCUUGAGAAAAGUGAUGUAUUAAAGUGAGUCAAAGUGAGGUUGAUUAUACUUAAUUUUGACAGUAUCCUUUUUGUAUAUUAGCUUAUUUUGCAGAGCUUUUUUUCCUUUGAGUACUAAUUGGAUUGGUACAUUACUAAUUGGUGAACACAUCUUAAGUUGUUACCACUGCUGUUAUUAGUCCUUUUUUUAUUGUUUUCUCUCCGUGAGCCGUGGUCUGAACAUGGCUGGUGAGGAUACUUGUGUGUGGAGUGUGGAUUCAGGAAAGCUCAUUAUUACUAUUAUGUUUUAGUCAGCCAGAGAGUGUGUGUGUGUGUGUGUGUGUGUAAUUGCCAUUCCCAUUUCUUGAACAAAGUGAGGAUAAAUUUUAAGUUACUGGUGGAAGAAGACUAUGAAUGUGUGUGCGUGCGUGUGUAAUUGCUAUUCUCAUUUCUUAAACAAAGUGAGAAGUUUUAAGUUAGUGGUGGAAGUUGACUAUGAAUGUGUGUGUGUGUCACCCAUGUUGCAUGCUACCAAGCUGUCAGUCAUAUCACUUAUUGUCAUUAGAUGUAAGAGAUUAUUCAGUGUAUGAAUAAAAAAUAGAACCCACUCUGCCUCGUAGUAAACCUGAAAUCAA